AAACGCUCACAUAAGAAAUUAUUGUGUUCCUACGUUUUUGUAAACAUUUUUGAUUGAUUUUUUCUUGAGUGAAAGCAAGAAAGAAAAAGAUAAAUUAAUUUAUUACAAAAAAUGAAGUUUGUGAUACUGUGUACUUUUCUUAUGACAUCAGCCGUGUCAAGCGAAUUGACUACAAUAAGCUAUUGCAAUUGGGUUGUCACAAAUACAACUUUGAAGUAUGAGAAUGGGACAAAAUACAUCGAAACAAAUCUGAUUCAUAACAAAAUCUCUGGAUGUUCCAAUCAAAAUAUUUUCGAGCCAGAUGAUCAAAGAAUAUAUAAGACACAUAUUGCAAUAACCGAUUGUGACAAAAACGGCAGUUCUUGUGGAGACUCAGAAGCAUCGAUUGAAAAUGUUAAUUGCGAGGAUUUCUCAGAAUCAGAAAAUAAUCCUUGUACGGUUGCAAAGAGCAUGCAUAUAUAAGGUGUCUCACUUUAAUUUUUUCAUUGAGGUUUUUUGAACACCAAGGUUUCUAGAAAUAUUUCAUACAAAAAGUGUAGAAUUUCAAAGGAGACGUCUUGUCAUUAACAGAGUAGAAGCAUUUUCAAGUAAAGACAUUUUUCAGGUGGAGACAGUAAAACCAUAAAUUUUCUUAUUUUAAUCGAUUCCUUAUAAUAUUUGACCUAAAAAAUUACUAAUAGAAUAGUCGAAAAAAAUGAAUGAUUUACGAAAUAUUUUAUGGUUCAUUCUGACACAUUUCAACUUAAAAUAUGAAAUAUAUCUCAUAACAUGCUCAUUUUUCCAUCAUUUUAUCUCAAUAAUUUUCUACGUAGAAAUAGAUCAAUUGAUGUAAAAAAUAUAUAAUUAUUUUUUCAAAAUAGUAUACGCAAUUGUAAAUUGCAAUUUUGUUUUAAUCAAGAAUAUAUUUUUUCAUACACCAAUUGAUCUAUCUGUCACAUUAAUCUGUGCAUAACGAAAAAAAUUUGCACGUAAACCAUUCAUUUAUCGACUAUUCCCCCUCAAAAUCCUACAAUUUUUGUAUAUAAAACAUUUUUCAAUGGAAGUUUCAGUUCUUUUUUGAGGCAUCUCAAUGCAAAAGUAAAAAUGGGACACUCUAUUGUAUAUGUAUAUACAUACGCGUUAAAUUUUUUAACCGCGUUUUCAAAUUUACACCAUUACACGUUUCUGUACAAUCGGGAAAUAGAAAAAAAGUUACGCACUCUCUUUCUGUAAAGUUGCAUGCAUAUAGAGUUCACUUUUUCAAUUUCGCUGAAUAUUACCGUAUACGCGACUUCCGACUGGGCGACGUCACGUCGAGAAGAGGGGGUUGGGGAGAAGGGGGCUGCGACUAACUGUCAACGCUGCAUUUACAUGCAUACAUUCUGAUCCUGUCCUCGCGCGUUGCAUAUGCCGUCGUGUUAACACACGAACAAUCGGGUGUACAACGAAAUUUACGCGCGUGCGCUUAAUGCGCUCGAGUGAGAGGAAACUAGCGUGAAAAGCUGUUUGCUGAGUCCUAUUGUUGAAGACACACGGCACCAUAUACGUAUUAAAUAUUACACAAUGCCGCAGAUGUAACGCGUACUAAUCACGAAAUCGUUCAGAAAGGCAACUGCGUUUCCAUAAUGCCCGUAAUGUAAAGGUUGCUCUUAUAUUAUCGCAUAUAUCAUUUUUAAUUAAUAAAUGCGUUCUGUUUUC
Molecule: messenger RNA, 1677 nt
Organism: Nylanderia fulva
Lineage: Eukaryota; Metazoa; Arthropoda; Insecta; Hymenoptera; Formicidae
Source: RefSeq, a predicted model, not a curated record